Priapulus caudatus is the source of this 429-nucleotide messenger RNA. RefSeq names its product inositol 2-dehydrogenase-like. Lineage: Eukaryota; Metazoa; Priapulida; Priapulimorpha; Priapulimorphida; Priapulidae. The transcript has a single exon. The annotation marks the transcript as partial. The record is from RefSeq and is a predicted model, not a curated record.
AUGGUCGGUUUCAACCGCCGCUUUGACCCGCAUUUUGCCGCUUUGAAAAAGACGCUCGACGACGGCGGUAUCGGCCAGGUCGAGCAGGUUCAGAUUACCUCGCGCGAUCCCAGCCCGCCGCCGCCCGAGUAUGUCGCGGUUUCUGGCGGUAUAUUCCGCGAUAUGAUGAUCCACGAUUUUGACAUGGCGCGUUUUUUAUUGAAUGAAGAAGUCGUGUCUGUAUGGGCCACGGGCUCGGUGCUGGUCGACAAGGCGAUUGGCGCUGCUGGCGAUGUCGAUACCGCGAUGGCGGUUCUAGCCACGGCAUCGGGUAAGCAAUGCGUCAUUACCAAUUCGCGUCGUGCUAGCUAUGGCUACGAUCAGCGCGUAGAAAUCCAUGGCAGCGAAGGCAUGGUGAGCGCAGAUAACCCGAGAUUGAAUUCGGUUGAA